AUGUCUGAAGCGUCAGCGGCUGCUCUUUACGCUAUGUCCGGCGUCCUCAUCGGAGUUUCCGUGAUAACUGUAACUAUGCGAUUCUAUGCGAGGCGUUGCCAGAAGGCACCUCUGCUGGCCGACGACUGGUUGCUGAUACCUUCCUUGAUCACUUUCAUAGGCACUUGCGCAUGCAUCUUUUACGGUGGUCAUAUUCAAGUAUUUGGCUACUCCACUCACGACUUUACACCGGAACAAUUAAAGGCAACCAAAGAACGUUCGGCCAAGGUAUUCGCACCGCUUACCCCUUACUCGAAAUAA
Metarhizium robertsii ARSEF 23 is the source of this 300-nucleotide messenger RNA. RefSeq names its product DDE superfamily endonuclease, CENP-B-like protein. Lineage: Eukaryota; Fungi; Ascomycota; Sordariomycetes; Hypocreales; Clavicipitaceae. The transcript is spliced from 3 exons. The record is from RefSeq and is a predicted model, not a curated record. The coding region runs from base 1 to 300 and encodes 99 amino acids.